AGCGUCGCCAUGGCCAGCUAUCCGUACGGGCAGGGCUACCCAGGUGCUGCAGGUGCUGCAGGACAAGCACCCGGAGCCCCGCCUGGUGGCUACUACUCUGGAACCCCCCAUGGCGGAGGGCAGUACAGCAGUGGGUUACCCCCUGGUGGUGGUUAUGGAGGAGGACCUGCCCCAGGAGGGCCUUAUGGACCACCCACUGGUGGAGGACCCUAUGGACACCCCAAUGCUGGGGGACUACCCUCUGGAACUCCAGGAGGUCCUUAUGGUGGCGCAGCUCCAGGAGGUCCCUAUGGACAGCCUCCUCCAAAUUCCUAUGGAGCCCAGCAUCCUGGGCCUUAUGGACAGGGCCCUCCUCCAGGUGGCGCUCCUCCCAACGUGGAUCCUGAGGCUUACUCCUGGUUCCAGUCAGUGGAUUCCGAUCACAGUGGCUAUAUCUCCAUCAAGGAACUAAAGCAAGCUCUGGUCAAUUCCAACUGGUCUUCGUUCAAUGAUGAAACGUGUCUCAUGAUGAUAAACAUGUUUGACCAGACUAAGACAGGUCGCAUUGAUGUCUACGGUUUCUCAGCCCUAUGGAAGUUUAUCCAGCAGUGGAAGAACCUUUUCCAGCAGUAUGACCGGGACCGCUCGGGCUCCAUCAGCUACACAGAGCUGCAACAAGCUUUGUCCCAAAUGGGCUACAACCUGAGCCCCCAGUUCACCCAGCUCCUGGUCUCCCGCUACUGCCCACGCUCCACCAACCCAGCUAUGCAGCUGGACCGCUUCAUCCAGGUGUGCACCCAACUGAAGUUGCUGACCGAGGCCUUCCGGGAAAAGGACACAGCCGUCCAGGGCAAUAUUCGCCUCAGUUUUGAGGACUUUGUCACCAUGACAGCGUCUCGGAUGCUCUGAGCCAGCCUACCUUGGAGAAUAGCGUGCCUGGAGCCUCCCUAAGGCCACCUCCCUUGUCCCCCUACAUAAAAAGAUUUUCCCUUGCCUGAUGUCUGCUGUUCCCAGAGAGGCAAUCCUGUGUGGACUUGGGAUGAGGCCACCCAGGAGGGGCGUGGCUGAGGGAAGGACUAGAAGUUAUUUUCUUUAUAACCUUUAACAUGCCAUGGCACCAGGAACAGCAAUUGCCUCUAGCUGCUCCUGUUCCUGAGGCCAGUGGUGUGUGCUCAUCAUCCCCUCGCCCAUGCUGCCCAUCAAAUGGACUGUCCUGUGGGUUUCCAAAGGAGAACCUGACCUCAUGUGAGAGAGCUUGUCCAUAGUUCCCCCUCCCCUUGUUGGGUUGUGUUGAUUUCCAGCUGUUCAGGGCUCCCCUGGCAGAGGGAGCUUGAACCGCCUGCUCUGCUCUCUGGGCAUCUCUGUGCUGGCCCUCUGCAAGUUGAACCCUUCACUUGCCAGCCAUUCUCUGCUUGGCUCCAUCUCCAGGGAAAAGUUGCCACUUUCUAUUGCCAAUUUUUUUUAAUUUGCAUUUUGUUUCUGGGGCCAAAAGUUUAGUCAAAAUGUAAGUAUCAAUAAAAGGAUCAAACUCCAGAAUGGCA
This is a messenger RNA of Suncus etruscus (white-toothed pygmy shrew), 1520 nucleotides long. It is a transcript of the gene PEF1, whose product is annotated as penta-EF-hand domain containing 1. Gene Ontology annotation, molecular function: calcium ion binding. The coding region runs from base 10 to 888 and encodes 292 amino acids. NCBI's taxonomy places the organism in Eukaryota, Metazoa, Chordata, Mammalia, Eulipotyphla, Soricidae. Gene Ontology annotation, biological process: COPII vesicle coat assembly. The record is from RefSeq and is a predicted model, not a curated record. The transcript is spliced from 5 exons.